Molecule: messenger RNA, 1268 nt
Organism: Vigna angularis (adzuki bean)
Lineage: Eukaryota; Viridiplantae; Streptophyta; Magnoliopsida; Fabales; Fabaceae
Product: cinnamoyl-CoA reductase 1
Exons: 5
Coding region: 89-1102 (337 amino acids)
Molecular function (GO): oxidoreductase activity, acting on the CH-OH group of donors, NAD or NADP as acceptor
Source: RefSeq, a predicted model, not a curated record
UUGUCACCAUACACUUCACCAGUUUUUCCUUCGUUUUCUUCUACUUUCCCUUCCAUUCCCUAACAACAACGUCAUCAUCAUCAUCACCAUGCCUUCUGCCGAAUCAUUGCCACCUUCCUCCCAAACAAUCUGUGUCACCGGCGCCGGUGGCUUCAUUGCAUCUUGGAUGGUAAAACUUCUCUUGGAGAAAGGCUACACUGUGAGAGGAACACUCAGAAACCCAGAUGAUCCCAAGAACGGACACUUGAAAGAGUUUGAAGGAGCCUCCGACAGACUAACUCUGCAUAAGGUUGACCUCCUUGACGUUGACUCCGUUAGAUCAGUAAUUCACGGCUGCCAUGGUGUCUUUCACACAGCUUCUCCCGUCACCGAUAACCCCGAAGAAAUGGUGGAGCCAGCAGUGAAUGGAGCGAAGAAUAUUAUCAUAGCAGCUGCAGAGGCAAAAGUACGACGUGUGGUGUUCACCUCAUCGAUUGGUGCCGUAUACAUGGACCCCAAAAGGAGCAUCGAUUUGUUGGUUGACGAGUCUUGUUGGAGUGAUUUAGAGUAUUGCAAGAACACUAAGAAUUGGUACUGCUAUGGGAAAGCUGUGGCUGAACAAGCAGCAUGGGACACUGCCAAAGAGAAAGGAGUGGACUUGGUUGUAGUGAACCCUGUAUUGGUUCUUGGACCAUUACUACAACCAACCAUCAAUGCUAGCACGAUUCACAUCCUCAAGUACCUCACUGGCUCUGCCAAGACCUAUGCAAAUGCCACACAGGCUUAUGUGCAUGUGAAGGAUGUGGCAUUGGCCCACAUACUUGUUUAUGAAAAGCCUUCUGCUUCUGGUCGAUACUUAUGUGCUGAAAGCUCCCUGCACCGUGGAGAAUUAGUUGAAAUUCUGGCAAAGUAUUUUCCUGAGUACCCAGUUCCCACCAAGUGUUCCGAUGAAAAGAAUCCCAGGGCAAAACCAUACACCUUUUCAAACCAGAAGCUCAAAGAUUUGGGAUUGGAAUUCACUCCAGUGAGUCAGUGUCUGUAUGAAACGGUUAAGAGUCUGCAGGAGAAAGGGCACCUUCCUGUUCCUGCAAAGCAGGAAGAUUCAACUACAGUGAAAUCAUGAACAAGAUAGCCCUUUUAUUUCAUUUGUCAAUACCAGUUUAAUUCUGGGUUAGCUCAUGUUGUUAUAAGAGAAUCCCACGACAGAAAACUGUAUUUGGAUUUUUGUAAAUGGACAUCAACCAUAUUGUUGCCAUUUAUGGACUUAAUGAUAUUAAUGAUAUUUUUAA